Molecule: messenger RNA, 6189 nt
Organism: Canis lupus familiaris (dog)
Lineage: Eukaryota; Metazoa; Chordata; Mammalia; Carnivora; Canidae
Gene: TBC1D1
Product: TBC1 domain family member 1
Exons: 22
Coding region: 737-4597 (1286 amino acids)
Source: RefSeq, a predicted model, not a curated record
GCAGGGCGAGCGCGCUGGGCGCGGGCGGGCAAGGGAGCCCCUCGCCAUCCUUCCCAAGUUCCCGGUACUUCGCGGUAGUGACUUUGGCAGCUCCACCCGCGCGCACAACAUUUCUUUCUAUGGGCACAUCCUGCGCCAGCCAUCGUGAAACCCUGCUUAAUUGUUUCUCGCAGCUUCCUUCCUGACCCUCUGUGAUCAGGGGACCCCUCAAACUUGGUGGCGCGCGGUGGUGGUGGUUUUCAAGAGACGGUUUCCUUGGACAUCCCCCUAGAGGUGGCUUUACCUGCUAUUUUGUUUAAAAUAGGCUGUUCUCUGUGAGUUGCUUCAAAAGGAAAAGAAAUUGAAAGUGAUGGCUGUUCUGCCCUCCUCAGAGUACCUUCCUGGCGUUUAAUGGGUGAGGUGGAGAUCUUCUCGUUCUUCUGGGAUGGUUGGAUGGUUUCCUGUAUUGAUAUAAUCAGACGUUGAAAGAGCGUUUUUAAAUGACCUGGUUUACAUGGGUCACACCCAAGACACUCCGCUAUCUCAACGAGCCCCAACUUCAGAACUUUUCGCCCUGUGCGUAAGCAGGACUACAGAGGCCUUGAUAGAAAAACCCCUUCUUUUGGAAAGCGGGAAUUCAUUCUCUGCCUACAUUUGAUGGGAUUGGGUUCUCCCUCAGAAGCACACCAAAUAGAUUGCUCGUUCUAAAAUAGAAAACAGUGGCAACGUUUUGCUGAGUUUCCAGACGUUCCCCAGGAUGGAACCAAUAACAUUCACGGCAAGGAAACAUGCGUUCCCUAACGAGGUCUCGGUGGACUUCAGCCUGCAGCUGGUGGGCUCCCUGCCUGUGCAUUCCCUGACCACGAUGCCGAUGCUGCCCUGGGUGGUGGCCGAGGUGCGAAGGCUCAGCGCGCAGGCCUCCAGAAAGGAGCCUGGGACCAGGCAAGUCCGGCUUUGUGUGUCACCCUCUGGUCUGAGAUGUGAACCUGAGCCAGGGAAAAGUCAACAGUGGGAUCCACUGCUCUGUUCCAGCAUCUUCGAGUGUAAGCCCCAGCAUGUUCACAAACUGAUUCACAACAGUCACGAUCCAAGUUACUUUGCUUGUCUGAUUAAGGACAAUGCAGCCAGUCAGCAGAGUAUCUGCUACGUGUUCAAAGCCGACGAUCAAACAAAAGUGCCUGAGAUCAUCAGCUCCAUCCGACAGGCCGGCAAGAUUGCCCGCCAGGAGGAGCUCCACUGCCCGUCCGAGUUCGAUGACACGUUCGCCAAGAAGUUUGAGGUGCUCUUCUGCGGCCGGGUGACGGUGGCUCACAAGAAGGCGCCCCCGGCCCUGAUCGACGAGUGCAUCGAGAAGUUCAAUCACGUGAGCUGCAGCAGGAAGGCCGAGUUUGCCCUGGUGGCCCAGAAUCCGGAGGCCCCCCCGGAGGCCCCCCCGGGGCCCGCGGGAGGCCGCUCCUUGGCCGCUAAGGUCCGGGGUGUGCUCCAGCCCGUGGGGAACGGGGAGCAGGCCCGGAGGCCCAUGCGCAAGUCCUUCUCCCAGCCCGGCCUGCGCUCGCUGGCCUUUAAGAAGGAAUUGCACGAUGGCAGCCUUCGAAGCAGUAGCUUUUUCAGCUCCUUUGAGGAAAGCGACAUCGAGAACCACCUCGUUGGCGGACACAAUAUCGUGCAGCCGACAGAUAUUGAGGACAAUCGAACUAUGCUCUUCACGAUUGGCCAGUCUGAAGUUUACCUCAUCAGCCCUGACACCAAAAAAAUAGCAUUGGAGAAAAAUUUUAAGGAGAUAUCCUUUUGCUCUCAGGGUAUUAGACAUGUGGACCACUUUGGGUUCAUCUGCCGAGAGUCUUCAGGGGGUGGAGGCUUUCAUUUCGUCUGUUACGUGUUUCAGUGCACAAAUGAAGCUCUGGUUGAUGAAAUUAUGAUGACCCUGAAGCAGGCUUUCACCGUGGCUGCGGUGCAGCAGACGGCUAAGGCACCUGCCCAGCUGUGCGAGGGCUGCCCCCUACAGGGCCUGCAUAAGCUCUGCGAGCGGAUAGAAGGAAUGAAUUCUUCCAAAACCAAACUAGAACUCCAGAAGCACCUGACAACAUUAACCAAUCAGGAGCAAGCAACUAUUUUUGAGGAGGUUCAGAAAUCGAGACCAAGAAGUGAGCAGCGAGAGAAUGAAUUGAUUAUUUCUUUCCUGAGAUGUUUAUAUGAAGAGAAACAAAAAGUUCACAUCCAUAUUGGGGAGAUAAAGCAGACCUCACAGAUUGCAGCAGAGAAUAUUGGAAGUGAGUUGCCACCUAGUGCCACUCGAUUUAGGCUAGAUAUGCUGAAAAACAAAGCAAAGAGAUCUUUAACAGAGUCUUUAGAAAGUAUCUUAUCCCGGGGUAAUAAAGCCAGAGGCCUCCAGGAACAUUCCGCCAGCCUGGAUCUGGACAGCUCCAUGUCUAGCACUUUAAGUAAUAUGAGCAAAGAGCCAUCUGUGUGUGAAAAAGAGGCCUUGCCCGCCUCUGAGAGCUCCUUCAGGCUCCUCGGCUCCUCAGAUGACCUGUCCAGUGACUCGGAGAGCCAUCCCACGGAAGAGCCUGCCCCACUGUCGCCCCAGCAGAGCUUCCGAAGGCGCGCGAACACCCUGAGUCAUCUCCCUGUGGAGUCCCAGGAGCCUCCGGAGCCGGCUCGGGGGUCUCCAGGUGUCUCCCAAAGGAAACUUAUGAGGUAUCACUCAGUGAGCACAGAGACGCCUCAUGACCAAAAUGUGCAUCAUCCACCUGUGGGCGAGCCUAAAAGUUGCUCAGGUCAGUCUUCAGCUCCUGCUCCUCCACCUCGUCUUAACCCCUCCGCCUCCUCGCCAAAUUUUUUUAAGUACCUAAAACAUAGCUCAAGUGGAGAACAAAGUGGGAAUGCUGUGCCGAAGAGCAUCUCCUACCGUAAUGCCCUGCGGAAAAAACUUCAUUCUUCUUCCUCUGUGCCAAAUUUUCUAAAAUUUCUGGCUCCUGUAGAUGAAAAUAACACCUCUGACUUUAUGAACACGAAAAGGGACUUUGACUCCAAAGCUGAGCACCUUGGAGAUGCCAAUGGGACCCCCGUGAAGACACGGAGACACUCAUGGAGGCAGCAGAUAUUCCUCCGUGUGGCAACCCCGCAGAAAGCGUGCGAGUCUCCCAGCAGAUAUGAAGAUUAUUCGGAACUGGGGGAGCAUCCGCCACGAUCUCCUUUAGAACCAGUUUGUGAGGAUGGACCCUCUGGCCCUGUCCCAGAAGAAAAGAAAAGGACAUCUCGAGAGCUUCGAGAGUUAUGGCAAAAGGCUAUUCUGCAACAGAUUCUACUCCUCAGAAUGGAGAAGGAAAAUCAGAAGCUAAAAGCCUCUGAAAAUGAUCUGCUGAACAAGCGCUUAAAGCUUGAUUAUGAAGAAAUCACUCCUUGUCUUAAAGAAGUAACCACAGUGUGGGAGAAGAUGCUUAGCACUCCAGGAAGAUCAAAAAUUAAGUUUGACAUGGAAAAAAUGCAUUCAGCUGUUGGGCAAGGUGUGCCACGUCAUCUUCGGGGGGAAAUCUGGAAGUUCCUGGCAGAGCAGUACCGCCUUCGACACCAGUUUCCCAGUAAACAGCAGCCAAAGGACACACCGUACAAAGAACUCCUAAAACGGCUCACCUCCCAACAGCAUGCGAUCCUUAUCGACCUGGGGCGAACCUUUCCAACGCAUCCGUACUUCUCUACCCAGCUCGGAGCAGGGCAGCUGUCACUUUACAACAUCCUGAAGGCCUACUCGCUUCUAGACCAGGAAGUAGGAUACUGCCAAGGUCUCAGCUUUGUAGCAGGCAUUUUGCUGCUUCACAUGGGUGAGGAAGAGGCAUUUAACAUGCUCAAGUUUCUGAUGUUUGAAAUGGGACUGCGCAAACAGUAUCGGCCGGACAUGAUUAUUUUACAGAUCCAGAUGUACCAGCUCUCGAGGCUUCUCCACGAUUACCACAGAGACCUCUACAAUCACCUCGAGGAGCAUGAGAUCGGCCCCAGCCUCUAUGCCGCCCCCUGGUUUCUCACCGUGUUUGCCUCACAGUUCCCACUGGGAUUUGUAGCCAGAGUCUUUGAUAUGAUCUUUCUUCAGGGAUCAGAGGUCAUGUUUAAAGUGGCAUUAAGUCUGUUGGGAAGCCAUAAGCCCUUGAUUCUGCAACAUGAAAACCUAGAGACCAUAGUUGACUUUAUAAAAAACACCCUCCCCAACCUGGGCUUGGUACAAAUGGAAAAGACCAUCAGUCAGGUAUUUGAGAUGGAUAUCUCGAAACAGUUACAAGCCUAUGAAGUUGAGUACCAUGUGCUUCAAGAAGAACUUAUCGAUUCCUCUCCUCUCAGUGACAACCAAAGAAUGGACAAGUUGGAGAAGACCAACAGCAGCUUGCGCAAACAGAACCUUGACCUGCUUGAACAACUGCAGGUGGCCAACGGUAGGAUCCAAAGCCUGGAGGCCACCGUUGAGAAGCUUCUGACCAGCGAAAGCAAGUUGAAGCAGGCCGCCCUUGCCUUGGAGCUGGAGAGGUCAGCCCUGCUGCAGACGGUGGAGGAGCUUCGGCGGCAGGUGACAGCGGAGCCGCGCGGGCUGGAGCCUGACCUCACGGGGCCCGGGCCCGCGGGCGACUGACCGCGCAGGAGACAGCUCCUCGCCGGAGCAUGGCUCCGGAGGAGACACCGGGGCCCCAUCCCAGCACUGGCCAGGCCUUAGCUGAGAGGGACAGAAGAUGCCAGAGGGAGGAACAAGGCAUGAUGCGUGCUUCUCAGGGAGGACACUGGCUUGCCAGCCUGCACGCUGGCACGGACUAGAACUUGCAAGUCGCAGGGCCUGACCAGGUCCCAGUGUUUUUGUUUAGGCUGCAAUUUGUCCCUUCUCCAGUCCUGAUUACUGUACCCAGUAGGUGUAGGUGGCAUGGACGUGAAUAAAUGCACUUCAUGUUUCCACGGUGUUUCCUUUUUCAGUAUUGCUGUGUUUGCAGAGGACGAUUAGUCCUGUGGAUCCAAGAGGCGGAAGGGCUGGAGAGGAAGCCGCUGGCCCCAGUGUGGGUCCCUCGUCCUGCCACACGGUUUGUGGGCCUGCACCCUGCGGGUCACUGGCAGGGGUUGCAGCCAGCCCCCGUCUGUUCUCGUUCCAGAAGCCCCAGAUAACCAAUAGGACAUCUUGAAUUUCUCUCUCUUCUGGGUAUUUAAUGAAGUUUGUCUUUUAAAAAGAAUAGUUUUCAUUUUUUUACUUAGUCCUUAAAUAUCAGUCGGGGUCAUUGUAGAUAAACAUUUCACGGGUCAAUCACCAGUUUUUAGGCUCAAACCCAGAGCUGCUAGCGAGCCCCCUGCAUUCACAGACUCUGAGAUGAUGAUCUCCCUGUGGGUUUUCAUGGUCAUGCUACAGCCGUGUAUUUUUUUUUUUUUGCUGCUGUGUGAUGCAGGGCGGCUGUGAGCCCCUCUGAGUGGCCGCCCCAGAGAGUCGCGUUCCCUUGCAGAAGUAGCGGGUGCAUCAGGAUUGUCAACGGGUGCCAGAGAUUCUGGGACUUUCAAAAAAAUGUGAUCAGCCACAAAUCGCGAUCAGACAUAUGGCAGCUGAGCGCAGUUUUUCAGAGCUAGGAAAUGGGUUUUGGAUAUAACUCCUGACAGUGACCCCCUUCUUAUCCCUCUGGGUGACGAGAACCCUGUGCCUUCGACAAGCAGCCACUCCUGGCUGGCGUGGCCUCCUCUGGCCCCCGGGUGACGCCUCUCCACAAGUGCCCUCAGAAUGGGCUGUCGGCUGAGAGAGGAGCUCCGAGGGCACGUCGUGUCCCUUUCUGACAGCAGGACCACUCUGGCCUUUGUCAUCGUAGUCCCUUCUAGUCCACAGGGGCUUGCCGUGACUCUCUGGGCAGCAGGUGUCACUUUCAGCCUGAGGUGAAAGGAAGGAUUUCCAUAAUGGAAGUCAUGCUAGGUCUCCCCAGGCGUUUCCAGGGGGUGACAAACGUGCCAUCCCCAGUACCUAACAGGCGGCAUUUGGGACUCUCCUGUUCUCUGUGUCAGGGGACAGCAGUUCUCCUCACAAGUCAAGACAACCAACCCCCAGGAGGCUCUAUUCCAAGCUGUUGUACCAGAACUUAGAGGAGUUAACAUCUGAGGGCUUCUUUUCCACAUAUUUUACUGAAUGUUUAAUAAUAUUGAAUUUUGGACAUCUUAUAACCAUUACUCAAAAGACAUUGACUCUGCAAUAAAUCCAUGCCCACA